Molecule: messenger RNA, 3879 nt
Organism: Lodderomyces theae
Lineage: Eukaryota; Fungi; Ascomycota; Pichiomycetes; Serinales; Debaryomycetaceae
Product: RSC chromatin remodeling complex ATPase subunit
Exons: 1
Coding region: 1-3879 (1292 amino acids)
Biological process (GO): positive regulation of transcription by RNA polymerase II
Cellular component (GO): nucleus
Molecular function (GO): histone binding; DNA binding; ATP binding
Source: RefSeq, a predicted model, not a curated record
AUGAAUGGCGCUUUAACCACAGCUAACAUGGGUCCGAAUGGCGACAUUUCAAACUUUGAUGCAUCUCAAAUGGAGUCGACAAUUCAAAAGGGUGAUUAUUCAAUCAGGUACUCUAUUCCUGAGACAAGGGAGGAUUUGAAUAGCAUAUUGACCCAGUACUAUAAACUAUUACUUAGUUCUAAAAGAUUGAAGGAAGAAGGCUUGAAUGACAAACUAAACUCACACCCGGAAGACCCCAAUUUUCGAGAGAAAGCCGCAAUUGAAUCUGUAUUAUCCAAAAUUGAUAAGCAGCAAAAGAGCUUUCAAGACGAGGAAUCAGAAUUCACAAGUGCUUUGCUGAGCGCUGAGGUGGAGGACGGUUUAGACUUGGAGUUAUUGGGGAAGCAGGUAGCGGGGUUUUCGUUGUUAUCCAAGGACUAUGACCUUCCGGAGAGUUUGCAGCGGCAAUUUGCAGCACCCAUUUCAACCAGGGGAAACAAGGCGCUUGCGGAUGACAUCGUGACUGAAUUAACAAAAUCGAAUAUAGAUUUCGAAGCCAGAGCAAAGGAAUACGGAAUCGAUACAAGCUCACCAUUGUCAGCUCCAAAUCCAAAAUACGCACCAUUGGGAAACACAUACAUUGAAAAAAUAAUCACUAAUAAAAUUGCGCAAAGGUUGAAGGAGCUUGAGAAUUUACCCGCCAAUAUUGGAACUUUUGAUGGCGAUGGUUUUGAUGAUUUGAAAAUCAAAGCUUUAAUAGAGUUAAAGGGACUUCGUUUAUUAAGCAAGCAGAAGCAGCUCAAGCACGCUAUUAUUUCUCACGAGUCGCAACAAGUCAAGUACAAUCAUCCGCAUCUCAAAGACCUUCCCAUUUGUUUACUGGAAAAGAGAUCAUUUAGUUUAAGGCCCAAGAUUGAACAACAAAACCCCCAGUUGUUGGCAGUGCAGUUGGAGCAAUUAAAGAAAGAAGAGGCUAGAGAAUUGAAACGUCUGUUGCAUAUCGCCAAAGUUGAUCAAAUAUUGGAGAGCACUCUUGAAAGAAGCGACAAAAAGCUAAUCACCAGCAAUUACAGGAAUUAUCUUUUGGUCAAACAAUUGAACAAUUUCCAUCAAAUAACUGAAAAGGAAGAGAGUAAGAAGCUUGAAAAGAAUGCCAAACUGAGAUUGCAAGCCUUGAAGGCCAACGAUGAAGAAGCCUACCUCAAGCUAUUGGACGAAACAAAGGAUCAUAGAAUUACCCAUCUUUUGAAACAAACUAAUCAAUUCUUGGACUCCUUAACUGAGCAAGUGAGAGCACAGCAGGAUGAAGCUAAUGGAACUUUGGCUACACCAAGAAGUGCCAGUCCAGAAGUUAUGGUAACAACCCCUGCAAAUGCUGAAGAUGGUACUGGAGGGGUGCUAGCUGAUAGCAAAGAGGAGUUGCGUGAAAAGACCGACUACUAUGAAGUUGCGCAUAAAGUGAAGGAGAAGAUAGAGGAACAACCGACAAUUUUGGUGGGUGGUAAAUUAAAAGAAUAUCAAAUGAAAGGUUUGGAAUGGAUGGUUUCGCUUUAUAAUAACCACCUUAACGGUAUCUUGGCCGAUGAGAUGGGGUUGGGUAAAACGAUUCAGUCAAUCUCAUUGAUAACCUAUUUGAUUGAGAAGAAACAUGAGUCAAAGUUUUUAGUAAUUGUUCCACUUUCAACUAUAACAAAUUGGACGUUGGAGUUUGAGAAAUGGGCCCCAUCGGUCAAGGUCAUUGUCUACAAAGGGUCACAACAACAAAGAAGAUCAAUGCAAUCAGAUGUAAGAUAUGGGAACUUUCAAGUAAUGCUCACUACUUAUGAGUAUGUUAUUCGUGAACGUCCUUUGCUAGCCAAAUUCCAUUACUCGCAUAUGAUUAUUGAUGAAGGGCACAGAAUGAAGAAUGCAAAUUCCAAGCUUUCCCAGACAUUGAGACAGUAUUACAAGACCAAAAACAGAUUGAUUUUAACUGGUACACCAUUGCAGAACAAUUUACCAGAGUUGUGGGCUUUGCUUAAUUUUGUUUUGCCGAAAAUUUUCAAUUCGGUGAAAUCGUUUGACGAAUGGUUUAAUACACCCUUUGCAAAUACGGGAGCACAAGAGAAAAUCGAGUUGACAGAAGAAGAGUCGUUGUUGGUUAUUCGAAGAUUGCACAAAGUCUUGAGACCGUUCCUUUUGAGAAGAUUGAAGAAGGAUGUCGAAAAGGAUUUGCCUGAUAAAGUCGAAAAAGUGUUGAAGUGUAACUUGUCUGGGUUACAGUAUGUUCUUUAUCAGCAAAUGUUGAAGCAUAAUGCGUUGUUUGUGGGUGCUGAGGUUGGUGGUGCCAAGAGUGGAAUCAAAGGCCUAAACAACAAGAUUAUGCAAUUGCGAAAAAUCUGUAAUCACCCGUUUGUGUUUGAGGAAGUUGAAACGGUGUUGGAUUCACUGAAAUUGACCAAUGACUUGAUAUGGAGAACAAGUGGUAAGUUUGAACUUUUGGACCGUAUAUUGCCCAAAUUCAAAAAGAGUGGACAUCGUGUGUUGAUGUUUUUCCAAAUGACACAAAUCAUGGAUAUAAUGGAGGAUUUCCUUCGAUUUAGAGAUUUGAAGUACUUGCGGUUGGAUGGUUCCACAAAAGCCGAUGAACGUCAAGAUAUGUUGAAGGUGUUUAAUGCUCCGGAUUCCGAUUAUUUUUGCUUUCUUUUGUCCACGCGUGCUGGUGGGUUAGGUUUGAAUUUGCAGACUGCCGAUACUGUCAUCAUUUUUGAUACGGAUUGGAACCCACAUCAAGAUUUGCAAGCUCAGGAUCGUGCUCAUAGAAUUGGUCAAAAGAAUGAAGUUCGUAUCUUGAGAUUAAUCACCAAUGAUUCAGUUGAAGAAGUGAUUUUGGAAAGAGCUCAUCAAAAAUUGGACAUUGAUGGCAAAGUUAUCCAAGCGGGUAAGUUUGAUAACAAGUCUACUGCUGAAGAGCAAGAAGAGUUUUUGAAACGUUUGUUGGAAGCAGAUGCAACUGGGGGUGAUAAUGAUGAAAAUGAUUCUCUUGAUGAUGAGGAGUUGAAUGAGAUUUUGGCAAGGUCGGAGAAGGAGAGGGAGUUGUUUACCGAAAUGGACGACGAAAGAAAGCAACAAGAUCCAUAUGGCAGUCACAGACUAAUUGAAAAGACCGAGUUGCCAAAGAUAUUCACCGAAGACAUUUCGCAUCAUUUCGAGAAAAACACUCAAGAGCUUGGCCGUAUGAGAGAAAAGAAGAAAGUUGUUUACGAUGACGGAUUGAGUGAGGCCCAAUGGUUGAAAGCGAUGGAUGACGAUAAUGAUAGUGUGGAAGACGCCAUCAAACGCCGAAUGUCGCGCAUCAAUGCAAGAAAGAGAAAUAAGGCUAUAAGGGAAGGACUCUUGGUUGAGGAUAUCAAUGAUGAUGAAGUUGGUGAAGAGGAUGACGAGGAGUUUGAGGCUGCUGCUCAGCCAAGAAAGAGGCAACGUCGUUCAAGAACUCCGGUAAGCAAGAUUCUCAAGGAUGAUGUCGAAGUUUCAGACAUUGAAGAAAACAUUGACGUGAAUGAGGGUGGCACAAAUGGAAAUGUUGUUUCUGAUGAAUUGGAAUCGCAAUGCCUUGCCGCCUUGGACGAGAUUUUGGAUUUGACUGAUGAAGCAGAUGGACAUAAAGUUAGUGACAUCUUCUUGAAAUUGCCUUCUCGGAAGAUGUACCCGGAUUAUUUUUCAGUUAUAAAGAGUCCAAUCUCCAUAAAUGAAAUCCGGAAAAAGAUCAAGAGUGAAGAGUAUGCAUCGUUUGAUGAUUUUAUUGCUGAUUUAAAACUAAUGUGCUCCAAUGCCAAAGUGUACAACGAAGAAGAGUCAUUUGUGUACACUGAUGCCUCAAGCAUACAAGCUUUCAUCGAUUCAAAAAUUGGCGCUAAUUGA